CUUGACCACCGUAUUCACUGCUUGUUAUUUGUAUCUAUUUCUUGUAUCUCUUCACUUUUACUCAAACCCUAACGUUAUAAACCCUAAAUCCCCAAUUUCAAUUCUCGCAAUCUCUGCUUUUAAUGCUAAAUCGGCCACCAAACCCACAUGGAGAAGAAGGUUACGAAGCCGUUCUCGUCUUCAAUUGAAAAUCUGUCAGGUUCUUCCAGAGAUAUCCCAUCUGACAAAGAUUUUCACCUUUUCAGCAAUUCUGAUGAGUUCAAAUCGUCAAUCAGUGAAAUUGAUGAGAAGUCACAGUCGAUGAUUGACUCUGUUGCGAGAUCUUCAGCCCAAUUGAUGAAAAAGGAGAGUGAUCAUGGUGGUGAUGAGGCUAAUUGGCUGGAGAAUGUGAAUGAUGAGAUAUUGGGUCAGCUUGAUUGUUCGUUGGAUGAGUAUAAUAAGAUGAAACAGAGUGAGGGUGAUGAUGGGUUUCAAUUGGUUUGUAAGAAGAAGAAGGGUGUGAGUGAGAAUGUGAGUAAAGAAGUGGGGCAGAGCUCCGGGGGAUUUGAUGUGAAGGUGGGUUCGAAAGAUAAGAAGAGUUUGGGUUCGAAGCCAAGAGUUCCUUUUCACAUACCUAGUAUACCAAAGCCACAGGAUGAGUAUAAGAUAAUUGUUAAUAACUUUAAUCAACCCUUUGAGCAUGUUUGGCUGGAGAGGAGUGAAGACGGUACCAGGUUUAUUCACCCAUUGGAAAAAUAUUCUGCCUCUGACUUUCUUGAUAAGAAAAUCAUUGAUAUCAAGCCAGCAAAACCUCUGCCAGUAGAGAGUUCUCCGUACAAGCUUGUGGAGGAAGUUAAAGAUCUGAAGGAGUUAGCUGCAACGUUGAAGGGUGUCAAUGAGUUUGCGGUUGAUUUGGAACAUAAUCAGUAUCGAUCUUUUCAAGGAUUGACUUGCCUCAUGCAAAUAUCUACUAGAACUGAGGAUUUUGUUGUGGAUACACUAAAGCUUCGAGUUCAAAUCGGUCCGUAUCUAAGAGAAAUUUUCAAGGAUCCUACUAAGAAAAAGGUCAUGCAUGGAGCAGAUCGAGAUAUCGUAUGGCUUCAAAGAGAUUUUGGCAUAUAUAUCUGCAAUUUGUUUGAUACUGGACAGGCCUCAAAGGUAUUAAAGUUGGAAAGAAACAGUCUGGAAUAUCUGCUGAAUCACUUCUGUGGAGUACUAGCAAACAAAGAAUACCAGAAUGCAGAUUGGAGACUACGUCCUCUUACAAAGGAAAUGUUGAGAUAUGCUAGGGAAGACACCCACUAUCUUUUGCAUAUCUAUGAUAUGAUGAGAGUGCGUUUGCUCUGUUCUGCUGGCGACUCUGAUUUUUCUGAUAGUGCCCUUUUAGAGGUAUACCAGCGUAGUUAUGACAUAUGCAUGCAGCUUUACGAGAAAGAUGUUAUGACAGAAAGCUCUUUUCUAUACAUAUAUGGGUUACAGGAUGCGAAUCUGAACGCUCAACAACUUGCAGUAGUUGCUGGGCUUUGUGAAUGGAGGGAUAUGGUUGGCCGUAUUAAAGAUGAAAGUACCGGUUAUAUAUUGCCUAAUAAAGCUCUUCUUGAAAUUGCUAAACAAAUGCCUCUCACAACCAGUAGCUUACACCAAUUGGUGAAAUUAAAGCACCCGUAUGUCGAAAGCCAGCUUGAUUCUGUUGUUAGCAUCAUCCAGCACUGCGUUCAAAAUGCCUCUGCUUAUGAAGUUGUUGCUAAACAACUAAAGGAGGCAUACACAGAGGCAACUUCUGCUGGGAAAUUGAACACUGCGGAUGGAUCUGAAUUUUUGUCUCUGCCUGAUGUUCCAGUAAGGCCCAAAGGAAGAAUUGGAGCAACACUUGUCAGUGCAAGUUAUUCAUCAAGUAGAAAUAUGUUUAAAAACCUAUCAUCUCCUGUGCAACUCACGGAAAGGCAUUUGGACCCACAAAACAGUAAUGAGGCAAUUAAUGGGCAGCAGGAGGGGCAUUCUGUUAGUGCUGGCUGUUGUGGGGAUGAACAAACCGACAAAGAAAGCCAUGUACCUGGACUCCCGAAAGAGAGCCCUAAAACUUCUGAACAGCUUAUACCAGGAAACAUGAAGUUCCUGUAUCCAGCUUCUGGAGCUGAAGAAUUAACUGUUCAAGUGCUAAGAAAACCUACUGGUGCUUUUGGGGCCUUGCCAGGGAAUUCAGCUGCCAAAAGGAAAUUUGAUUUGGAAAAAAUAGUAAAGGGAGAGGUCAAGUUAAGGCAAAAUAAAUCAACUGUGAACCUUCCUUUUCGUUCAUUCUCAGGCAGGGGUAACGGGCUGCAGCCGGCCAUACCUGCUAAGCCCCUAGAGGUCUCAUGUCAUAAAGCACCUGAUACUGUAGUAGCUACUGAUUCUCGUCUGCAAAAUACUAUAUUGUUGAAUGAAAAAUUAGGUGAUGAACAAGUACACGAGGACCCUAUGCCAGAGCAGAAAAUAAGCAACAUAUCUGCAUCUUUUUUUGAUGUGGACGAUGGAGAUGAGACAGUGUCACUAUCUGAUCUAUCUUCCAGUUUCAGAAAGUGCUUCCAGUCAACACAUAGAGAAAGAAAAGCUCCACAAGUUUGGAAAACCCAUGAACCACUACACCAGUUUAAACCUUUUGAUUAUGAAGCAGCGACGAAACAGGCUGUAUAUGAAGAUAGUAAGAGGAGAAAAAGCAAAGACGACAGUGAGAACCGGAAUAAGCAUGCGGAGAAUAUGAAAAAGAAGUCAAUUAUAGGUCAUUCUGAGGGAGGUGAGGAGAGUGGAGGUUUUCAGCUGGGCAGGAGGCGGCAGGCAUUUCCCGCAACUGGGAAUCGUAGUGCAACUUUUCAUUAGUCUCUAGAUGUUAGUAAUGUAAAUUGUUUCAUUGCUUCUGGAUAGAGUAGAAAUACUGUAUUACAGAUGUACUUGUCAAAAACAGAGCGAAAAAAUCAAUCAGAUUAAAAUCUGGUGGAACUAGUAUUCACAAUUUCUCUGAUACAGUAUUUAUGUCAUUCAUUGGACUCUUUGAGGUUGUA
This is a messenger RNA of Daucus carota subsp. sativus, 3017 nucleotides long. RefSeq names its product protein RRP6-like 1. Gene Ontology annotation, cellular component: nuclear exosome (RNase complex); nucleolus. Lineage: Eukaryota; Viridiplantae; Streptophyta; Magnoliopsida; Apiales; Apiaceae. The record is from RefSeq and is a predicted model, not a curated record. Gene Ontology annotation, biological process: nuclear polyadenylation-dependent rRNA catabolic process; exonucleolytic trimming to generate mature 3'-end of 5.8S rRNA from tricistronic rRNA transcript (SSU-rRNA, 5.8S rRNA, LSU-rRNA); nuclear polyadenylation-dependent snRNA catabolic process. Gene Ontology annotation, molecular function: nucleotide binding; single-stranded RNA binding; 3'-5'-RNA exonuclease activity. The transcript is spliced from 14 exons. Bases 148 to 2835 code for a protein of 895 amino acids.